UUAAAUGACGUGCAGAUCAAUUGAAGUAGAAAUUUAACUUGUUGCUGAGAACCUGCCAGAACUGAGCACUGGAGAUCUCUCUCAUUGCGCAUUUGUGUGUUCCUCUCUCUCUAUUUUAGACUGGAUAGCUGGGCCUCCGGACUUCAUUUUUCCAAGGCGGACCGAAGGAGCAUGGAUACUCGUAUGCUAGCACUCCUGUUGUUCUGUCUCUGCAGUCAAGGACUGAGCGACGACGGGCUAUUUGAAAAUGGGACAGGCAGCUCUGGAAAAAUUCCUCUUGUGCCCCUAAUACCCCUGAUGCCCAGCCUUCCUAUAGGGGACCCUCUCUCCCCUACCAGUAAUGGGUCUGUGCCCCUGGAAAGCUCGGAAGAGGAGGAAGACCUGAAGGACUGUGGGGGUCUGGCUUCCAGUGCCAGCGCUAAACGGGCUGUAGGGGGCGCUAUAAUGAAACUGGGCCUGGAGCUCCUGAAGACACUGAAGGACAGUCCAGAGCAGCCCAACACAAUCAUCUCACCGCUUAGCAUCUCUCUAGCUCUCUCACAGCUGGCUCUCGGGGCGGUGAAUGAGACUGAGCAACUGCUCCUGCAUGCUCUGCAUGCAGAUGCCCUGCCCUGCUACCACAAGGUCCUACGAGGGCUUCUCAAACAGCUGCAUGGGGGCGCCCUACAAGUGGCCACCCGGCUGUACCUGAAACCAGGGUUUAAAGUAAAGGAAGCCUUUGCUAAAGAGUCCCUGCAUAUGUAUAAGUCGGAUACAAUGGCCCUUGCUGGCCUGGAGGAAGUGAACAAGUGGGUGGAGAAAGCCACAAAGGGUGUGAUCACCAACUUCCUGUCCAGUGUACCGGCUGAUUUAGUCCUCAUGCUCAUCAAUGCUGUACACUUUAAAGGGCAAUGGCAAGCUCGCUUUGAUACCCGUUUCACCUCAAAGGACCUCUUCUAUCUCAAUGACAAGGAAGUGGUCCACGUGGACACGAUGCUGGGCCCGAAGUAUCCCCUGAGUCUGCUCAUCGACGUCGACCUGGACGCCAUGGUGGCCCUGUUCCCUUUUAAGCAGGGCAUGAGCCUGCUGGUGGUGAUGCCCUCUUCAGGGCAGGUGAACAUGUCGGCUAUCGGUGCCAAGCUCAACACCACAGACCUGUAUGCCCGUUUGGGACGUCCCAAGACCAUGCAGGUCAAACUUCCCAAAUUCACACUGGAAUAUGGGAGUGAGCUGAAGGAAGCCCUCACUAGCAUGGGGCUUGGGGAGCUCUUUUCCAGACCCAACCUGGCAAAGAUAGCGGACGGCUCCCUGCUGGUGUCCAGCGUGCAGCACAAGUCCUCCAUGGAGCUGAACGAGGAGGGCGCGGAGGCGACGGCUGCCACCAGCGUGACCUUAUCUCGCUCCAACCCCACCUUCAGCGUCAACCAACCCUUCUUCUUCGCCCUCAUGGACGAUAAAACGCAGACCCCCCUCUUCCUGGGAGUGGUCAGGAACCCUAACCCUGCCGCCCCUGUCAUACAGAUUGGGGGCUCAGGGAACAAUGAUAAAUUGCCUGACAAGACUAAUGGGCACUCUGUUAACCAGCUACCCAAGUAAUUGCAACCUGAUGGGCUGAGAAUAGAGUAAGGCAACUGACCUGGAACUGCAAGGCUGUCUAUCAGGGAGAGGAAAAUGCACACAUGCAAGCAUUUCGCACUGUGACAAACACACACACACACACACACACACACACACACACACACACACGUAAACAGAUAUUCACACGCGCACACUCACACUGAUACCAACACCAAUCGCACAUUGAUACCAAUAAAUAAAUGUAUUAUUUUCCCCAAUGCCAGUGUUCAGGAAUACAAACGUUGAGGCAAAGCAUCCCAGUAUUCAGAACAGGGUGAAUAUGUGAAAACAACCACAGUGCUGAGGCAUCCUUUCCCUUUUAACAGCAAUAUUAGUAGCGCACUAGGUCCCCUUUUCUCCUGAAUUUCACUAACUGUUCUCGUGGAGCAUCUUGAUGUUUUCGAUUAAAGAAAUGUUACUGAAAAUGA
Messenger RNA from Anguilla anguilla (European eel), 2024 nucleotides. Its product is annotated as alpha-2-antiplasmin-like. Gene Ontology annotation, molecular function: serine-type endopeptidase inhibitor activity. Gene Ontology annotation, biological process: negative regulation of fibrinolysis; negative regulation of endopeptidase activity. The transcript is spliced from 9 exons. NCBI's taxonomy places the organism in Eukaryota, Metazoa, Chordata, Actinopteri, Anguilliformes, Anguillidae. The record is from RefSeq and is a predicted model, not a curated record. The coding region runs from base 172 to 1575 and encodes 467 amino acids.